AUUGUUUUUUCCCCGAAGGAGAAGCACAUCGCUUUUAUCCACGAUCUUUGUCAAAGCGUCUGUUCCUCUGCGAGCACCGCCGGUCGAAGGCAAAGCGAUUCGUCCAGAAAGCGAGUUUUGUGACGCUGGUCGUACAAAAAAACUGGGAUGAGGACGCCGAAACGCCGUUCACAAUGACCGGUCAGGCCGAGGACACCAAGAGUCAACCGACGUUGCUGUCGUCGAAGCUUCUUCUGCAACACCAAGCGGUGGAAGCGGCUUUAAAUCGCCAUGUCUUUGUGUGGAAGGAAAUAGAGAAAAGCCAAAAGAGGGGCAUUUCUAAAACACCUCGCAGUCACACCGUUCCAGUGAGCGAAAUUGUAGCCAUCCACCAUGCAGAAGACGAGGAACACCCAAAGUCCAAGUGGGACCAGAAGAAGAAGCUACAGUUCUCCCAGCUGUUUACCAAUGCCUUCACAGUUUACUAUGUGACGAGGACGAAGCAUCACCGAUGGCGCUGCAGUGAAGCCACGUUUUCCUGCUCCAGUCCGGAACUGUGUGAGCAGUGGAUCCAAGUUACAAGGGAACAGCUGUCAUUACUCACCAACCGACCAAAGCGACUGCUGGUAUACAUUAACCCGUUUGGGGGUAAGAGGCGCGGGAGGCGUAUUUAUGAGGAGAAGGUGGCUCCCGUGUUUCACCGAGCCGGCAUCUUCGCCGAUGUGAUUGUUACAGAGCGUGCCAAUCACGCCAGAGACCACUUGACGACGGAGGCCAAUCUGGACGAGUAUGAUGGGGUGGUUUGUGUGGGUGGAGAUGGGAUGUUCAGUGAGAUUCUACACGGAUUGGUAGCCAGGACCCAAACCGACAACAAGGUGGACCAGAACCGACCCGAUGCUGAACUAAAGUCAUGCAUGCUACGCAUAGGAAUCAUUCCAGCAGGGUCAACCGAUUGCAUCUGCUUUGCCACUGUUGGAACAAAUGACCCAGUCACGUCUGCUUUACACAUUAUCAUUGGUGAUUCCCAGCCAAUGGAUGUGUGUUCUGUUCACCACAAUGACGUCUUUCUGAGAUACUCAGUCUCAUUGCUUGGGUACGGUUUCUAUGGAGACGUGCUGGCAGACAGCGAGAAGAAGAGAUGGCUCGGUCCUGCUAGAUAUGACUUAUCAGGGGUAAAAGCUUUCCUGUGUCACAAUCACUAUAAGGGCACUGUCUCCUUCCUGCCCGCUGAGGACAACCUGGGGCAUCCGAGGGACAAGCUGCAGUGUCGAUUUGGGUGCAGCAUCUGUCAGCACAAGCAGUCAUCAAAGGACAAGCUCCGGGAGACGGCAGACGAGGAGACGGCUGCUGAAGUCAGCAGCAGCAGCAGCUGGAAGGUGAUCUGCGGGAAGUUCAUCGCCAUCAACGCAGCCAACAUGAGCUGCGCCUGCCCCCGCAGCCCCAAAGGCCUGUCGCCCUCCGCUCACCUGGCCGACGGCUCCGCAGACCUGAUCCUGGUUCGGAAGUGUUCCCGUCUGGACUUCUUCCGACACCUUCUCCGACACACCAACACAGACGAUCAGUUCGACCACUCUUUCGUUGAGGUUCAUCGUGUGAAGAAGUUCCACUUCGAGCCGCUGGACCCUCAACCUCUUUUGCUGGAAAACCAGAGUGAGCUUCCAAAAAAGCCGGGCUUUUGCCCCAUGGGCUCGACGCAAACAACCUGCAUCCCCAGCGCAGCGCACAGCAGCUGGAACUGCGACGGCGAGAUCUUGAAUCACGCCGCCAUUCAAGUCAGCGUCCACUGCCAGCUGAUCCGGCUGUUUGCCCGCGGCAUCGAGGAGCAGCAGCAGUGCGUUUGAAGACCGUCCUGCGCCUUUUAGCAAAACAAGUAGGAAUGCUGAAGAGGAACAGAAGCAAGAAAUAAUGUUUGUUUCCACUCUUAGACUUUGAUUUAGAAGUAAAGGUGAAGGAGAGAGGAGAUCUGGAAGAGAGCUGGACUCAAGCAAUCAUGAGAAGCUUCCAGAAUGUAGACGUUCCUGAAGUUCAAUCAAUCAACUGUAGUUUUAUGUAUUAUUCUGACCAAAAAAGGAAAAUAGUUUGACCCUAAGGAUAUUCGCUCUAAAGAGCUGAGAGGCCUGCUAACGGGCCUGAUGUUCUGCUGGUUGCUGCUGCACCUGUGGCUCCUGGCUUUGCUCCGCCCACCCCCCCACCCGGGAGGAGGCUCAAACACGCGCCAUGCUGUAGGACCUAAUCGAGGCUUGAAAACGAGCUGGAUUUAGCUCUUCGUAGCUGGAGGUCAAGCUGGUCUUGAUGUCACAAGCUAAGCUUUUGAUGAACUGACGUUUAUUUGUUUUAGUUUUUGCCGUUUCAGCAGGAAUGAAACCGCAUGCAGUAGGAAAAGCGACCCAGACUUUACAGGAAAAAGGUGCUGAAAAAUGAAUCCACUUUAACUCUUAUAUUGUGUUUGGGUCAAAAUUGAUCAGUUUUCAAGUCAAUUUUGACCCAAACAGAAAUAGGGAUUAAAUUAGCAUUAAAACAACAUGUAGCAACCUUUAGCAACCAACAACACCUAGCAUUACGCCUCCCAGUGGAGCUGUGGUUAUAAAUCAGUGUUUGAAAAAAAUCAAAACUGUCAUUUGUUUUAUUUUUUGCAGUGUUCAUAAUCGAUUGUUGUGUCGCUGUUCCGUAGAUUACAAAGAUCCUUGUUCAUCAGGAUAGCUCACUACUUCCUGUUUUUUCUCCUGAUAAACUGUGUUCUCCACAAUCUCUGUACGACGUGUCUAUUGUCUGUGAAGCAUGAAGGUGCAGAUGUGACGAUCGCUCACGUUCAGCCUGACAACUGCAAUAUUCGGACUUGACCAAAGCCAAGACAUUUCUCUGCUCUAUUUUUAGAUUGAUAUAAGCGGGAAAUGCAAAUCGAAAUAAAGAGAAUUAUGAAAAACUAA
This is a messenger RNA of Oryzias melastigma (Indian medaka), 2906 nucleotides long. It is a transcript of the gene cerk, whose product is annotated as ceramide kinase. The transcript is spliced from 13 exons. The record is from RefSeq and is a predicted model, not a curated record. NCBI's taxonomy places the organism in Eukaryota, Metazoa, Chordata, Actinopteri, Beloniformes, Adrianichthyidae. Gene Ontology annotation, molecular function: kinase activity. The coding region runs from base 174 to 1820 and encodes 548 amino acids.